GUUCUUAUAACAGUCAUGUGAGGAGACGACAGGUCUGUUGGUACGGUUCCUGUCAUUCAACUCUCGCCAGCGAUACCCUCGGGUCGCUGGAGCGAUAGCAGGCCGGAGCAGGGUGGCGGGAGGCUCUCGGAACUGGUCGCACGCGCGGGGCAGAGUCGCGCCGGCCGCCAGUCGCGGCACCGGCCAUGGUCUGCCACUCAGUGCACGGGCCGCCUCGCCGCCGCAAGCCUGUGUGGCCCUCUGUGCGACCUAUCCCGCUGACCUCACGUAUCCAUACGCACGAACGAACGCUAUAACAAAACUUUUUGAGAACAUAUUCGCAACUUUCGAUUUAAUAUCCUACACGUGACACACGUCUGUUUACAUUUUAUGUUAUUACUUAACUGCAUCUUCCAUAGUGUUUCGCGAGUGAAGUUAAUAUACUGAACGGUACUGGAAAACCACGACCUGAAUUUAAAGGUGGUGCGCACUCGUGGCGUAGCGCGAGUGUGUGAUGCGAGGGAGGCGGCGCAGCGGGCGCCGGCGCCGGUAGCUCCGACCAUGCUCGGCCCGCGCGCUGCCGCUCUUUGUCUGCUCGUGCUAGCCGUCAUUGCCGACACCGUGCAGGCGUCAUCCGCGGUCAUCAAGGGUCGGCGCGAGCCGUGCUCCAACGAAGGAGAGCCAGUGCGUCUGAACGACAAGAGGCUGGACCAGAACUGGGGCAAUUGCUUUCGGUGCCAUUGCAAGAACGGAUACGUAGAGUGUAGCAACGGCGUAGAGGAGUGCGGACAGGUGGACGACUGUGCUGUCUCGAUGCCUCGCAAGGGCUGCUGCGAGCGCUGCAAGGGGUGCUGGUACAACGGCACUGAACACGCCUCGCACACGGAGUGGGACGAGGAGGGACGUGUCCUGCGCUGCGAGGCCGGCGUGGUCACCAUUUCGAGGCCGGAGUGCUACGCGCCGUGCGACAAGCCCAGACACCAGCGGCACACGCAUUACAACUGUCCUGUCUGUGGCGAAUGCGUGAUAAACGGCCAAAGAGUGGGCGAGGGGCGCGACGUGCGCAUCCCGGAGGAGCCGUGCUUGUCGUGCCGCUGCGUGCACGGCGCGCUCUCGUGCGCCAAGCGCGCGUGUCCCGUGCUGCCGUGCGCUCCUGCGCAACAACACACGCCGCUCGGCGAGUGCUGCCCCCGCUGCAAUGUGCCCACAGUAGACAAGAUGCUGCCCAGUCACACUUUCACAAAGCCGUGCAUAAUCGGCAACAGCCUUCACGCGCACCUGGCGUCGUUUCGCGUGGAUCCGUGCACGGACUGCACGUGCGUCAACGGCACGGUGGUGUGUGCGCGGCACACGUGCCCCGUGCUGACGUGCGGCGCCCGUGCGCGCCCGCCCGCGCCGGGCAAGUGCUGCCCCGAGUGCCCGCAAGUAGAGGAGGCGAAGGCUGCAUGUGUUAUAGGCGGGAAUACUUAUCAGGAUGGUGAAACAUGGCAGCUUGAUGCUUGCAAAUCCUGUGAAUGCCGCGGCGGUGAACCUCGCUGCGCCAUGGAGCGCUGCCCCGUCGUGACCUGUCCUCCCGACCAGACGCCGCGGCGCGUGCCGGGCCAGUGUUGCGCGCGGUGUGUCGAUAUCGACGGCAUCUGUACCGUCUUCGGGGAUCCCCAUUACAAGACCUUUGACGGAAAAUUCUACAGUUUCCAAGGAUCCUGUAAAUAUCAAUUAGUGUCCGACUGCGCAAAUGGCUCAUUUUCGAUAAGAAUUUCUAAUGACGCUAGAAACACUUCACAUUCCUCCUGGACACGCACGGCCACUCUUCGGAUAGGGUCUACUAAAAUUAAUAUGGGGAAAAAGAUGCGAAUCAAAGUAAAUGGCAAAAGAAUCAGCUUGCCCCACAGAGAGAGCGGCGUAGCGGAGAUAAUCCGCAGCAACGGUUCCGUGCUUCUGAAGGCCAGCAUCGGAGUGCAAAUGUUAUGGGACGGAGACGGCUUCUUGGAAGUUACAGUGUCGAGUGUGUAUAAAGGAAAAUUGUGCGGUUUAUGUGGCAAUUUUAAUUCUAUAGCGAAGGACGAUAUGAGAUCGCGCGACGGUAGGAUGACGAGCGACGCGUGGGAGUUCGGUUCGUCGUGGCGGGUGGGCGGUCGGCGAGCUUGCUCGCGCCGGCGCGAGCGUCCCGGCCGUUCCCAGUGCCGGCCGCGCCGGCGGGCCAAGGCGCGUCGGCUGUGCCGCGGCUUCGACAAAUACGAGGCUUUUACCGAGUGUGCGGCGAAAGUGAAUCCUCACAAUUAUAGGGAGGCGUGUGAAUUAGACGCGUGCAAUUGUUCUGGCUUUCGGUGCCACUGUGCGGCGUACGGCGCGUACGCGCGCGAGUGCGCGCGGCUAGGCGCGGCGCCGCGGGACUGGCAGCACGAGGCGUGGUGCGCGGGCGCGUCGCCGCCGUGGCUGACGCGCGGGCGCGACGCCGCGCGCGCCUCGCCGCCCGACACGGCGCUGCUGCUGCCCGGCACCAUGCCCAAGCCGGGGUCCGGCCGUCGCCCCCCGCCGCCGAUUCUGCAUCCUGAUUAACUUUGUUAGCGGCUCCGCAUCUACUAGUCAAACCUGCCAGUGUGGUGAAGUGAGUAUUACGAGGAUGCAAGAAAUAAGAUGAAUUAGGAAAUACACCUCGACAAAGGUGUAACAACCACCAAUGGAAUGAUGAUCUUUCUACAAGAACAGUAUUCAAUAUAACUACUUAUUUUAAGAUGUACGUACAUAAUAUUAUACUAAAUGUCAUAGAAUAACUUUUGUCCAUCUAUAUACCUAUACCUACCCUACAUAGCUCACUAUUGCCUCGCGAACAUCGACCAGCAUGAAGUGAAAUUCGAGACAGGUUUUAGAACCAAAUUCUCCUUUAGACAUUCAGUUAGCUCAUUCCAUUAUUUUAAGACCCACGAUCAACAAUCGUAAGUUAAAUCGCGAAAAUUGAUCGUGAUUGAUCAGACAUCGUAGAUUUUGUAGACUUUUGAGUGCA
Messenger RNA from Cydia amplana, 2983 nucleotides. RefSeq names its product BMP-binding endothelial regulator protein (gene cv-2). The transcript is spliced from 8 exons. The record is from RefSeq and is a predicted model, not a curated record. Gene Ontology annotation, molecular function: BMP binding. Gene Ontology annotation, biological process: positive regulation of BMP signaling pathway. Gene Ontology annotation, cellular component: extracellular region. The coding region runs from base 541 to 2538 and encodes 665 amino acids. NCBI's taxonomy places the organism in Eukaryota, Metazoa, Arthropoda, Insecta, Lepidoptera, Tortricidae.